Messenger RNA from Medioppia subpectinata, 652 nucleotides. Lineage: Eukaryota; Metazoa; Arthropoda; Arachnida; Sarcoptiformes; Oppiidae. The record is from the annotation of a GenBank genome assembly.
AUGAUGUCAUCUGAUCUGUACGAAGAAGUCCGUUUGUACCGCUCGGCGAGAGAGCGCGAGUCGUACGACAAUUUGGCCGAUUUGUAUGCCGUCAUCAAUAGUGUUCAGUGUCUGGAGAAGGCGUACAUCAAAGACAGUGUGACGGCGAAGGAGUACACCGGCGCCUGCAGUAAGCUUCUGGUCCAAUACAGACAGGCCUUCAAACAGGUCCAGUCGGCCGACACCCCCGACAUCGAGGCCUUCAUGAGUAAGUAUCGCUUCUCGUGUCCGGUGGCGAUGGAGCGCAUCCGUGAGGACCGACCCAUCACUAUCAAAGACGACAAGGGAAACACCAGCAAAUGCAUCGCUGACAUCGUCUCACUCUUCAUCACUAUUAUCGACAAAUUAAGGCUCGAAAUCAAAUCCAUGGAUGAGCUUCAGCCGGACUUAAGAGAACUGUACGACACUAUGAAUCGCUUGACAUUAGUUCCGUCCAGCUUUGAAGGCAGAGCCAAAGUGAAUGAAUGGUUGACCACAAUGUCGGCGAUGGCGGCCAGCGAUGAGCUCAAUGAGACACAAGUGAGACAAUUGAUCUUUGAUUUGGAGUCUUCUUAUAACGCAUUCAAUAAAUUGCUUCACGAAUCGUAAACGUGUUGUGCUUUCAAUCCAACGC